Messenger RNA from Aspergillus novofumigatus IBT 16806, 1262 nucleotides. RefSeq names its product Ran family GTP-binding nuclear protein. Gene Ontology annotation, biological process: ribosomal subunit export from nucleus; protein import into nucleus. Gene Ontology annotation, molecular function: GTP binding; GTPase activity. Gene Ontology annotation, cellular component: cytoplasm; nucleus. Lineage: Eukaryota; Fungi; Ascomycota; Eurotiomycetes; Eurotiales; Aspergillaceae. The transcript is spliced from 5 exons. The record is from RefSeq and is a predicted model, not a curated record. The coding region runs from base 332 to 979 and encodes 215 amino acids.
UUGGGAAAAUUGUACUCUGCAAAGCGUUGUUUUUCGUAGAUCUACUGGCUUCACCUGCCCUCAGGCGUCCUUGGACUGCUAUCUCGCGGGGCACUGUCAUCCUCAGGCAACAACACGUGACUUCAACCUGUUGUGACCGACUCGGGGCAAAAAUUCCAUCAGCAGAAUAGUCUUUCGCUCUGCUUCUCCCUGGCUUCAGCCGUUCUGUUGAACACACUUCUCUCCAUCAACUGUCGCAUAUUUUUUGACGACUUUCCAUAAUAUAAAUACAGCGUGAUUUUUUUCCGCGACUUGACUGUUUUCCAUUUUCAAACAUCACAGAAUCAUCGCUAUGGCUGCUCCUACUACACCAACCUUCAAGCUCGUCCUUGUUGGUGAUGGUGGUACUGGUAAGACCACCUUCGUCAAGCGCCACCUUACUGGUGAAUUCGAAAAGAAGUACAUUGCAACUCUCGGUGUCGAAGUGCACCCUCUGACUUUCACCACCAACCUGGGAACGAUCCAGUUCGAUGUAUGGGACACAGCCGGUCAGGAGAAGUUCGGCGGUCUGAGAGAUGGAUACUACAUCAACGGCCAGUGCGGUAUCAUCAUGUUCGAUGUCACCUCCCGUAUCACGUACAAGAACGUCCCCAACUGGCACCGUGAUCUCGUCCGUGUCUGCGAGAACAUCCCCAUCGUUCUCUGCGGUAACAAGGUCGAUGUUAAGGAGCGCAAGGUGAAGGCCAAGACCAUCACUUUCCACCGCAAGAAGAACCUGCAGUACUACGAUAUCUCGGCCAAGUCCAACUACAACUUCGAGAAGCCCUUCCUGUGGCUCGCCCGCAAGCUGGUCGGCAACGCCGCCCUGGAAUUCGUUGCUGCCCCUGCUCUUGCUCCUCCUGAGGUCGCUGUCAACCCCGAGCUCAUGGCUGAGUACGAGAAGGAGAUGGCGACUGCCGCUGCCAUGCCUCUGCCCGACGAGGAGGAUGCUGAUCUGUAAGCGUAUCGCACAGAUCGGAUCGGGGGGCGAAUUGCGGUCAUUCAUCCAUGCCUGCGGUUUCCUCCCGGUCAUUUGGAUUCGUUACGCCAUGCCUUGAGUUACGAUACAACGAUAGCGGUCGGUGGAAAUAGCCUGAAGGGAAAGGUCGGCACUGUCAUGCAUUGGAAUCUUACACAACUAGUAGUUUAGACGCUUAUCACAAUUUUUCUCCCUUUUUUCCCUUUCUUUCUCGCAGAUGAUAACUCUAUUUACGACAACAAAAAAGCAAAUCUGUUCACAAGAU